Messenger RNA from Ochotona curzoniae (black-lipped pika), 1922 nucleotides. It is a transcript of the gene NUF2, whose product is annotated as NUF2 component of NDC80 kinetochore complex. Gene Ontology annotation, cellular component: kinetochore; Ndc80 complex. Gene Ontology annotation, molecular function: protein-containing complex binding. The coding region runs from base 15 to 1412 and encodes 465 amino acids. NCBI's taxonomy places the organism in Eukaryota, Metazoa, Chordata, Mammalia, Lagomorpha, Ochotonidae. Gene Ontology annotation, biological process: meiotic chromosome segregation; attachment of mitotic spindle microtubules to kinetochore; kinetochore organization. The transcript has 13 exons. The record is from RefSeq and is a predicted model, not a curated record.
GGAAGUCUCCCAAGAUGGAGACCUUGUCUUUCCCCCGAUACAAUGUGGCUGAGAUCGUGGUUCAUAUUCGCAACAAGUUCUUAACGGGAGCCGAUGGUAAAAACCUCUCCAAGAAUGAUCUCUAUCCCAAUCCAAAGCCGGAAGUCUUACACAUGAUUUACAUGAGAGCCUUACAAAUAGUGUAUGGAAUUCGACUGGAGCAUUUUUACAUGAUGCCAGUGAACACGGAAGUCAUGUAUCCACACAUCAUGGAAGGCUUCCUACCAGUGAGCAAUCUGUUCAUUCACCUAGAUUCAUUUCUGCCCAUCUGCCGGGUGAAUGACUUUGAGAUUGCUGAUAUUCUAUAUCCAAAAGCAAAACGGACAAGUCGGUUUUUAAGUGGCAUCAUCAACUUUAUUCACUUCAGAGAAGCGUGCCGUGAGACCUAUAUGGAGUUUCUUUGGCAAUAUAAAUCCUCUGUGGACAAAAUGCAUCAGUUAAACACCGCACACCAGGAGGCCUUACUGAAACUGGAGAGACUUGACUCCGUGCCGGUUGAGGAGCAGGAGGAGUUUAAGCAGCUCACAGACGACAUCCAAGAGCUGCAGCAGUCGCUCAAUCAGGACUUCCGUCAGAAAACGAUAGUGCUGCAGGAGGGGAAUUCCCAAAAGAAGUCAGAUAUUUCAGAGAAAACCAAACGUUUGAAUGAGCUAAAGUUGUCACUAGUUUCUUUGAAAGAAACGCAAGACAGUUUGAAGACAAAGAUUGUGGAUUCUCCAGAGAAACUAAAGAAUUAUAAAGAAAAAAUGAAAGAGACCGUCCAGAGGCUAAAAACAUCCAGGCAAGAAGUGAUGGAGAAAUAUGAAAUCUACAGAGACUCAGUGGACCGCCUGCCCUCCUGCCAGUUGGAGGUGCAAUUGUAUCAAAAGAAAAUACAGGACCUAGCAGAUAACAGGGAAAAAUUAACCAACAUCUUAAAGGAGAGCCUGAAUCUGGAGGACCAAAUUGAGAGUGGUGAGUCCGAACUGAAGAAAUUGAAGACUGAAGAAAAUUCGUUCAAAAGACUGAUGAUUGUGAAAAAGGAAAAACUUGCUACAGCACAAUUCAAAAUAAACCAGAAACAUGAAGAUGUUAAGCAAUACAAGCGCUCCGUAAUUGAGGACUGCAAUAAAGUUCAAGAAAAAAGAGGUGCUGUUUGUGAGCGAGUAACUAUAAUCAAUCAAGAAAUCCAAAAAAUUAAAUCUGCAAUUCAGCAACUAAAAGAUGCCACGGAAAGGGAGACACAGAAGUCUCAGGAAAUAUUUCUGAACUUGAAAACUGCUAUGGAGAAAUACAACGAAGGCAUUGAAAAGGCCACAGAGGAGUGCCAAGAUAGAAUAGAUAAGAAAGCAGCUGAACUGAAGAGCAGGAUGUUCAGAAUGACACCUGACUGACAGCCUUGCUCGGCGUCUCACAAACGACUCGCCGUCGUUUCCGUUUUUGCUUGGGAAGGGAAGAGGAGGUUGAUGCCAGUAGAACUAUGGGAUGUAACAAUGUUGGCUCAGUUUUUAUAUACUCAUAAUGUUAUUUCUUCUGGCAUUUAAUGUAAAUAUUUAUCAAUUUAUAAUUAACACAACUUGUCUGUACUCUAUUGCCUUGUUGUACCUUUGACGUGUGUAUAGAUGUAUUUUUAUGUCUUGUUACUUUGCUGGCAUACAGAGUUGUGGCAUUGUUGAACCCUGACUAUGAUAUAAACCAUGGUGAUUGGGGACUCAUUUGAUUCUCCCUCAAGCAACUCUGGGUAGUGUUUGUCUGUUUGUUUCUUUUGUAUUUCUGCUUUAUAGAUAAACUUUGAAGAUCUUGGAAAAAUUAAAUAACAGCCAAAAUUUGUGUGUUGUAUAUGAUAACAAAGUCUGCAGCGUUCUCACUGUACCGCACUUGCAAAUGCAACUGUGUGAAGAAAA